UCUCUCUCUCUCUCUCUCUCUCUCUCUCUCUCUCUCUCUCUCCCCUGAAUAUUUUUUUUUUCUAAGAUCCUACCCCAGCCCCUGCGGGGUUCCCAAGCACUAUCUGGCCUCUCCUGCCUCCAUCUCCCUGCCCCGGAGGUCCUCCCAGCCUGAGUUUUAUUUUUCGAGCUUGCCCGGGCCAAGCGUAGCCUGGGUUGGUGGCCCUGCGGGGCUCUCACCCCGCGCUCGGCCACCGCCGCCCCAGCCACUCCCCGGGCGUCCUCCGGAGAUGCUGCCGUGGAAGAAGCACAAGUUCGAGCUGCUGGCCGAGGCGCCGCCGCGGCAGGCGUCCAAGCCUAAGGGCUACGCUGUGAGCCUGCACUACUCCGCGCUCAGCUCCUUGGCGAGAGCCUGCCCGGAAGGCGCGCUCAGCCGGGUGGGCAGCAUGUUCCGCUCCAAGCGCAAGAAGCUGCACAUCACCAGCGAGGACCCCACUUACACUGUGCUCUACCUGGGGAAUGCCACCACCAUCCAGGCGCGCGGGGACGGUUGCACUGACCUAGCGGUGGGCAAGAUCUGGAGCAAGAGUGAGGCCGGCCGUCAAGGGACUAAGAUGAAGCUGACCGUGAGUGCACAAGGCAUCCGCAUGGUGCAUGCCGAGGAGCGAGCGCUGCGACGUCCCGGCCACCUCUACCUGCUGCACCGCGUCACCUACUGUGUGGCAGACGCGCGGCUGCCCAAAGUCUUCGCCUGGGUGUACCGGCAUGAGCUGAAGCACAAGGCGGUAAUGCUACGCUGCCACGCGGUGCUGGUGUCCAAGCCGGAGAAGGCUCAGGCCAUGGCCCUGCUGCUCUACCAGACAUCAGCCAACGCUCUGGCAGAGUUUAAACGUCUCAAGCGGCGGGAUGAUGCGCGUCACCAGCAGCAGGAGUUGGUGGGUGCACACACCAUCCCACUGGUGCCGCUGCGCAAGCUGCUCUUGCACGGACCUUGCUGCUACAAGCCGCCAGUGGAGCGCAGCCGCAGCGCUCCCAAGCUGGGCUCCAUCACCGAGGACCUGCUUGGGGAACAGCAGGAGGAAGAAGAGGAGCAUCUGGAGGACUGCCUGGAGGAGGAGGAAGAAGAGGACGGCGUGGGGGAUGGGGAUCCAGCAGAGGAAGAGGCUGAGGAGCAGAGGGCGCUGGUGGUGGCCAUGCAGUUGGAAUGUGAGGACUUGCUGGACCCGCUGGAAAAUGGCCACGAGGAGGCGUUGGGGGACGGCGGGGUCUCGCUGGGCCCCAGCUCGGGGACAUCACUUCCUCUGUCAGUCUGUGCCUCAGACAUGAAGGCCCAACUGUCACAGCUUAUUAGUGACCUGGGCGACCUUAGCUUUGGCAAUGACGUGAGCACCCUGGAGACCGAUUUAAGGGUGACACGCCUGCUGUCGGGCGAGAGCACAGGCAGCGAGAGCUCCAUCGAGGGUGGAGGCCUGGAUGCCACCCCUGUCAGCCCUGGCAACCCAUCGGGCCCUGCUGACAGCACCAGCCUAGAUGAGCCCUACUCGGGCUAAGCUGCCAGAAGACUUCUCCGUGUGCGCCCCCCCCCCGCCCCAACAUACACAUAGUGGCUCCCCAACAGUAGUUCUAUUCUCCCCUAACCUCCAGGAAAGGGAAAAUGAUGCACUCGAAGCCCAGACCCGACUUUGGAGUUUUCUGGGGAAGCUAUUUCCUCCUGCUAGUUGCCCCAGCGCUUUUGCUCUGAGGUGGCUCAGGUUGUGAACAGGGGGGUGGGGGGCAGGGAGGGCGAGAAGCACUACAAAGGAGAGAUAGGCUCUCUGGGGUGGGUGAGGGAGAGCUGGCUGAAGUUGGAAAAGGCCAAGGGCGGGCUGGAGGUGCCCAGCAGCCGGUUUCCUGUUUGUGAGGCAGCUGGGGCUUGGGAAGGAGGGGUCAACUUCCUCCCCAGACCCCCUGACUGGAAGGCCUCUUUCUGUCAUCAAUAUCUCAUUAACAAAGUCACUUUCAUAACGUUGGAGGCUUUAAAGCCGCUUUACCUGCCCCCAGUUCUUUCGGAUAGGGGAGCUUGGGCUGUUUACCUCAGACUCAAACUCUUGAAAGUAUGCCAAAUUUCUCAAAUAACUCUUGGGGUGGGGGGCAGUGUAUGAAAGUCGUGUUUUGUUUACAGUUAAAGAAACCUAAUAUCUAAAAAACAAAAAAGGAAUUUUCCUUUAGAAAUACACACCUUCCUCUGGCCCCAAAGCUCCUACUCCAUGAUGCUAUGUAAAAUAUUUUUGCACUGUUGUGAAGUAUUUUUGACUUUUUUUUUUUGUACAUAACUGUGUUCUCGGAGCUGAAUGUUUAUAUCUCUUUUGCUGUGCAAAAGAUACCUGUAAAAUGUUGUUCGGUUGUACAUAUGGAGAUGUGUAUAAAACAUUUUGUUAUUUUUUGAGCA
This is a messenger RNA of Mus caroli (Ryukyu mouse), 2406 nucleotides long. RefSeq names its product family with sequence similarity 43 member A (gene Fam43a). The record is from RefSeq and is a predicted model, not a curated record. Lineage: Eukaryota; Metazoa; Chordata; Mammalia; Rodentia; Muridae.